ACAAAUAAUUAUUGAUAAAAUAAAAAUUUUAUAAAUUAACUCACAGGUGUGUAAAUUGUAAUCACAAGUGAAACAAAAAAUCCAUCAACAAUUAAAAAAGGACUAAAAACAAAAGUUUCAGUAUAAAUUUUGUAAAACAGCUAAGCCCAGGGAACGCCCACUGAAAAAAUAAAAACGAAGGCGUAAAAAUAGUUUUUUUUUAAAACUUGUAAUUAUUAAUCUCUAAAUGAAAGAUUUGAAAUGGCUGCCUUAAGUGACACGCCCACACCAACAAUGUUAACGUCAACGUCAGAGGCUGGUGGUGUCUCAAUAAAAAUAGAACAGGGUGUGUUACGUGAAAAUGAUGAUGAAUAUGAAGGGAGUGGAUAUAAUGCCGAGAGGCGGGGUAUCCCGACUACUCAAUAUGAGUCAAGCCACCCACCUGACAUGGAAAAUGCUUCAAACGGCAUGAGUGAUGACAACUUCAAUAUGUACAGUAUUUCCCACAGUAUUUUCCAUUCGGAGGUUCAAAUUAAAGCAGAACCACCGGUGGACAUCGAUGACACCCAUCCCGACGAAGAAGUUGAAGAAAGUAGAAGUUUCCAAUUGCAGUCACCAAACGCAACUAGCUUCAAUACAACACCAAAAAUAAGGCUUACUCCUACCAGCAAACUAAUAGCAUCACCAAAUGGAACCAGCGAGAACAAAAGACGUUUCGUAUGUCCCUAUGAGAAUUGCACAAAAAGCUAUGGCAAAAGUUCACAUUUAAGAUCUCAUUUAACUUGGCAUACCGGCAUUAAGCCAUUUGUAUGUAAAGAAGCGGGAUGUGGCAAAGGUUUUACGCGCUCAGACGAACUUAAUCGUCACAUUAGAACACAUACGGGUGAAAAGCCAUUCGAAUGUGUACAAUGUACUAAAAAGUUUUCGCGUAGUGAUCAUUUAACCAAACAUUUGGCAACACAUACUAAACAAUUGGCAGCAAGUAAUAAAGCGCUAGCAAAAAAAAUAAAAAUGGAUAAAAAGUCAACUACGGAAGUUGAAAAACCUAUUUCUACAGCUCCCUCAGUAGCUGUGGAAAAUAAUAAUCAAACUUCCGAAAGCAUUAAUUUUAAAGACACAGAUGUGCCGAAACCGAGACUAAACUCACCAGAACUAAACACAAAUCAUUUAGAAGUAUCGCAAGCAAUUAGUUUGAAAAUAAAACUAGAGAAAUCUGAAAAUAGUGAUGAAUAUAAGAUAACGGCUCCCCAAGAGGAUAUAAAAAUAAGCCCAAGUCCAGCAUCACCAAUACGGCAAUUAGAGUUAAAUAUUAAAAAUGAACCCGAACUUGUUAUUAAUCCUGAACCACUAGAUGAAUCACACACCAGUGAAUCAACAGAUGUGUCACAUGAUCUUGAACCUGAUGACGAUGCCAUUAUGCCUGAAGCCAAUUUGCCAGUAUCAACGGAAAAUACAACCACGACGACUGUACCAUUAAUGAGAUUUGCCAUGGCAUCUCAUGUCAGGCCGCCAUUAAAGCGCGUAUCAGACCUUGUUUACGAUUCGACAAGGCCAUUUCCAUGCACUCACUGCUUGAAGAAUUUUAAGCGACAAGAUGAUCUCAAUCGUCAUAUGCGCACACAUACCGGUGAAAAACCAUUUGUUUGCAAUGAAUGUGACAAACGUUUUACGCGUAGUGACCAUUUGAAAAAGCACAUGAACACUCACACAAGAGUAAGAUGAUUUGCCAAACAGCAUUGUUCUCACUAAUCAUUACAAAUAAUUGUAGCGUUUAAAGUGAAAAAUCAUGAAACAUUAUUAAUUUUCCUUUAAACAUUUUAUGUUGCGGAAAUUUUAUUAAAAAUGUUCUAAAUUCUCCUAAGACUACACCAUUUCCAAAUGUAUUUCAGAAGUUUCUAAUUGUAUUUCAGAAUUUACAUCUUAAAUAUCGCUUAAAAUAAUUACUCGAUCUCAAAUGUUUUGUUAUCAUUUAAAAGCGCUUGAGACGUCAAUUUCAAAGUGUCAAAAUGUUUUCAAAUUUCACACGAUUAUCAAAAAUUGGUGUCGAAAUUUUUUCUGAGUAGCUAGCCUGCUCCCAGGAUAUAUCGUAAAGAGGCUUCGCAUAAUAAUUUGUCUCUUAGUAGCUGGUUUUUGCACAAACAAAGACGUUUUCAUCUCCGACACAUGCAAACAAAUCAACAUUUAUUACUGCAAAACUUCUAAACCAAAAUAGAGAAAUUUGUACCAUUAGUCUUAACACACGUGACAAAUAUUUGACGAAAAAUACGUAACCACUAAAUAAAAUAUAUUUGAAUUCUUUUAUUUAUUUCAAAAUCUUAUUUUACUUAGGAUGAUUCAAAACAAAUAAUUUACUUUUAUUUUAUUUGAUGCUGUUUGAUCUUACAAAACAAUUGAA
Messenger RNA from Calliphora vicina (urban bluebottle blowfly), 2374 nucleotides. Its product is annotated as oocyte zinc finger protein XlCOF8.4. The record is from RefSeq and is a predicted model, not a curated record. Gene Ontology annotation, molecular function: RNA polymerase II cis-regulatory region sequence-specific DNA binding; DNA-binding transcription factor activity, RNA polymerase II-specific. The transcript is spliced from 2 exons. Gene Ontology annotation, biological process: regulation of transcription by RNA polymerase II. NCBI's taxonomy places the organism in Eukaryota, Metazoa, Arthropoda, Insecta, Diptera, Calliphoridae. Bases 241 to 1701 code for a protein of 486 amino acids.